This is a messenger RNA of Callorhinus ursinus (northern fur seal), 855 nucleotides long. The record is from RefSeq and is a predicted model, not a curated record. Lineage: Eukaryota; Metazoa; Chordata; Mammalia; Carnivora; Otariidae.
AUGACGGCCUCCCUGCGUGCCUGCACUGUCCUGAGACACACAGUAGACUGUGGCUGCGGGGGCCGAGGGGACGGGGGACGGGGAGCUGGUGUCUCCCGCAGACAGAGCGGCCCUCGGGGAGAAGGAAGAGGUUCUGGAGAACGACGUGCCCCCGCGGGAACCCAGCGAAGGCCGAGAACUGUGCGCCUGACACGUUCGGAGGGUUCGGUGGUGGUUCCGCGGGACAGCGCCCCGUCGGGGGUAACACGCCCUGAGGCACCCCGCGGGCGGCGAGGAGACGCGGCUGGGGUCUGGGUGCGGAGAGGGAGGGUCUGCGCUGCGGUGGCGGGUUUCCGCAGAGUCGGUUCCUCUUCAAACCACCACGUCCGCGCGGCCCCGAGAAGCCGAGCCGCCGACCUUCGUGCCGCAGGCGGAGCCCCACCCCGACCCCGACGGCGCGGCCGCGGGGAGGACACGCAGGGCCGAGGCCCGGGGAGCGCGAGCGCCGCGGCGGGGGCCCGCUGCCUGACCGCAGCCCGGCCGAGGAGCCCCGGAACCGAAUCCGAGGGGCGCGUGAACACAGACCCCGGGACCCCCGAGCGGAUCCGAGCCCAGGAAGGGGAGACCCGACAGCCCCGCGCACAGCACCGCGGGGACCCCGCGUCACCGCGCACAAAGCCCCGGCGUCUACACAGCGCGCCCCUCCUCCGCGGGCUCCUGCGAGCUCGCACCCCCUCCGCAGUCCCCGCUCAGGCGGCUUCUCCUCACCUCCUCCUCCGUCGGCGAGUCCUGAGGAGCCCGGCUCCCGUCAGCGUGGACGCGGCCCCACGUCCUCCCGAAGUCUCCACAGCGGGUCCUGAGGGGGCCGGCCCCUGA